AUGGCGGCGAGAAAAAGAAAUGUGCUCGAUUAUCAACAAUUGGAUUCUUUGUCCUCAGUGGUAUUGUACGACACACCGCGGAAAAAGAGAAAGGUUCUUCCGAGGAAAUACAGCGUGGAAAGAAUAAUUUCUAAGCGAAAGAUCAAAGGCGUAAGUAUAAAGUUAAUAUUUUUAUUUUCAGUCAUGUUGUCUUUUCACUUCAUAUUAAUACUAUAAUGCAGACGAAGGUUCUUAGCUCGUAAUGUCGAUGUUCUUGUUAGAUUAUCUUCAUCGAGCAAGAAUUUUUGUAAAGAAUCUACCCAAACAAGCACCCCAUGUGUCUACUCCUCUAUAUUAAAAUACUCCAACACUAAGCUGUUAUUUUCAAAUUAGGAAUACGAGUAUUUAAUAAAAUGGGAUGGCUGGCCGCUUACAGCCUGUUCAUGGGAACCUUCAAGCCAUCUUGAUGAAGAGUUAUUGAGGUAAAAAUUACAGCUGAGCAAGGUUGUGCCAGUGGCAUGUAGUCAACAAAUUUAGAGGGCCCCCUAUACCUCUUCACAAUAUGAUUUCACGUAAAAAUAUUUUGCCUUUUCACGAGUCACGGAUUAAGAAAAUCAUCGAUCACGUUUCACGGCUAAGUAAAGUAAGCCCUUCACGCUUCACGCAAAAAGUAUAGGGGGCCCGAUCACGUUUCACGGCUAAGUAAAAUAAGCCCUUCACGCUUCACGCAAAAAGUAUAGGGGGCCCUCAAUUUAGUUUGUUUGUUUUAAUUUACUGUUUUGAAUAAACUUCAACUUGUAGCCAUUCUAAUGUUUUUUUAAAACUCAAUAAAAUAAUAACAAUUGCUUUAAUUUCUAGAGGUUAUGAAAUACCACCAACACCACAUCCGGAACGAUUGGAAACGGCAUGUCGGCAGUUUUACCAGGCCAUUACGACGAGCCUUCGAUCAAAAUCUGUGGCACCUACCUAUAUUCCAAUGGACUUGGACCUUUGGCGUUACAUUAUCAAUGGGAAAGGCAGGGAAUCAAACCACAAAGGAUUUUCGCUGUACUCAGUCAAAGAUUUGGCACGUUUGAGGCUACCAGAGCAUUGGUGGUACACCUUAGAUAAAUAUGGCCAUGGAGAGGGGCGAGGAAUACAACAGCUUAAAAUUAAACCAGUGCUUAGUUGGACUCCUAAGCACCAAAUCUUUAAAGAUGGUAAAUUGACUGACGCACCUCAAAUGCCUAUUGAGAAACUUUGUAUUGACAUUUUACGACGUUGCUGUAACACACAUAAUUUAAAUAUAUAG
Molecule: messenger RNA, 1270 nt
Organism: Paramuricea clavata
Lineage: Eukaryota; Metazoa; Cnidaria; Anthozoa; Malacalcyonacea; Plexauridae
Source: the annotation of a GenBank genome assembly